Molecule: messenger RNA, 1782 nt
Organism: Lutra lutra (Eurasian river otter)
Lineage: Eukaryota; Metazoa; Chordata; Mammalia; Carnivora; Mustelidae
Product: dipeptidase 3-like
Exons: 10
Coding region: 200-1678 (492 amino acids)
Biological process (GO): proteolysis
Molecular function (GO): metallodipeptidase activity
Source: RefSeq, a predicted model, not a curated record
GCCCCCUGCGGCCACUAUGCGAGGCGGCGUCGUCGUCCCCUGUCGGUGGAAGCGUUCUGACGCCCGCCCGCUUCCUUACUAGGCCGCGCCGCUGGAUCACCUUAAUCGACGGUCGGUAGGGACCCCAUCGCCGCGCUCUACCCCUCGCCGCCCCUCCUCUCGACACCGACCCCUGCCCACCCGUCCCACCCUGCGCAGCAUGCAGCCCCUGGGCCUCGAGGGUACCCCCGCGCUCGGCGAGCGACUUCUGCUGGGUCUCCUGCUCCUGCUAUCUCUGCUGCAGUGGCGGGUAACCCACGCCCAGACCACACCGGGAACCCCCGGAGCUCCAACCACACCAGAAGCCCCCAGCUCCUGGGCCAUGCCGGCCACCGCCAGCUCCCCGACCCCGGCGGUCACCCCCAGCUCCCGGACCACGCCGGCCACCUCCAGCACUCCAAGAAUGCGGGAACGCGCCCGGGCCCUGAUGCGGGUCUUCCCUCUGGUGGACGGCCACAACCAUUUGCCCCAGCUCCUGAGACAGCUUUUCCAGAAUAGACUACAAGAUGUUAACCUGCGAAAUUUCAGUCGUGGCCAGACCAGCUUGGACAAGCUUAAGGAAGGCCUCGUGGGUGCCCAGUUCUGGUCAGCCUACGCCCCCUGCCAGACCCAGGACCAGGAUGCCCUGCGCCUCACCCUGGAGCAGAUUGACCUCAUUCGUCGCCUGUGCGCCUCCUACUCUGAACUGGAACUAGUGACGUCAGCCGAAGGUCUGAACAGCCCUGGAAAGCUGGCCUGCCUCAUUGGUGUGGAGGGCGGUCACUCACUGGACAGCAGCCUGUCGGUGUUGCGUGCUUUCUACCUGUUGGGAGUGCGCUACCUGGCACUCACCUUCACCUGCAGCACGCCCUGGGCAGAAAGUUCCACCAAGUUUAAACACCACUUCUACACCAACGUCAGUGGGUUGACAAGCUUUGGUGAGAAGGUGAUAGGGGAAAUGAACCGCCUGGGCAUGAUGGUGGACUUGUCCUAUGCAUCAGACACUUUGGUACGACAAGCCCUGAAGGUGUCGAAGGCUCCCGUGAUCUUCUCCCACUCAGCUGCCAAGGCCGUGUGCAACAGUGUGCUGAAUGUUCCCGAUGACAUCCUGCAACUUCUGAAGAAGAAUGGUGGCAUUGUGAUGGUGACGCUGUCCAUGGGGGUGCUUCAGUGUAACCCGUUUGCUAAUGUGUCCACUGUGGCAGAUCACUUUGACCACAUCAGAGCAGUCAUUGGAUCAGAGUUCAUCGGGAUUGGUGGAAAUUAUGAUGGGUCUGGUCGGUUCCCUCGGGGGCUGGAGGACGUGUCUACAUACCCAGUAUUAAUAGAGGAGUUGCUGAUUCGCGGCUGGAGUGAGGAAGAGCUUCAGGGUGUCCUUCGUGGAAACCUGCUGCGGGUCUUCAGACAGGUAGAAAAGGUCAGAGAAGAGAACAGUGGGCAGAACCCUGUGGACGAUGAGUUUCCAGAUAGGCAAGUGGUCAGGUCUUGCCACUCCCACCUCCUGUCUCAGCCUCAGAGUGAACACGUGGCCACACGCCUGGAGGUGACCAAGUGGCCAACCAGUCAGGUCCUCCAGAGGCCCUCAAAAGCCUCCCCAUACUUUGUUCUAGGUCCCGUGGCUGCUGCCACAUUCUCAGCCCUCACCCUGUAUCUCUGGUGACCUGGCCAUUCCCCCCUGAGGCCACUGUGGCAAAGUCUCACAAAGUGCCCCUCCUGCUAUCCAGACACAAGUAUAUGCUGAGAAUAAACAUUUUUGAGUAUGGA